CCAGAUCAGGCCACAAACAGAUUCACACUUCGGACACAUUCCCAGGCUUAGGGUUUAAGUUCGAUUUUUGACCGCUCUCCAGUCUCCAUCAUCCACCCUCGGGCAAUUCCUCGCGGUAGCUCUUUCAGCCAUGGCGAAAAACAGGAACAAGAAGAAGAAGGCUGGCGCUGAUUCCAUGGACACGACGGAACCUACUGUCUCAGAUUCCGCUCAAGCGAUGGACACGUCGGAGCCUGGAGCUUCCAGACCUGCCGCCGGUGGCCUCAAUAGAAUACAGAAGGGAAGGCCGAUGAAGAGAUCGAAGAACGUUCGCAAGAAGAAAGCCCUGGAAAAGGCCAUCUCCAAGACCGAGCAGUCCUUCGAGAAAGUUGCCAAGUCCGAGAACAAGAAGCAAAGAACUCAAUCUGCCAAACAGCUCUAUGACUAAGUAGUAGUAUAGAUCCAUACACAUUGAAAUGUAUCAGAAAUCAGCAUAUUCCACAUUCAAUUUUGUUCUGCCUCUCACCAUAUCUGUAGUUUCGAAUCCCUUCCGUAAGAUUUUGCACAAUCAAGCACAAGCUAUUUCCCCCCAGAUUAUACAUUACGGCAGGAAAUUGACAAGCAACCACUACUCAGAAGUC
Molecule: messenger RNA, 620 nt
Organism: Linum tenue
Lineage: Eukaryota; Viridiplantae; Streptophyta; Magnoliopsida; Malpighiales; Linaceae
Source: the annotation of a GenBank genome assembly